This is a messenger RNA of Aphanomyces astaci, 964 nucleotides long. RefSeq lists its product as hypothetical. Gene Ontology annotation, molecular function: protein binding. The transcript has 4 exons. Lineage: Eukaryota; Oomycota; Saprolegniomycetes; Saprolegniales; Verrucalvaceae. The record is from RefSeq and is a predicted model, not a curated record. The coding region runs from base 99 to 680 and encodes 193 amino acids.
GUUGAUGCAAAGUCGGCAAGUUGGUGCACCCGAAUCAGCAUUGUGAUCGUCGAGUCAUUGUGCAAUUCGACCUCUACCCCUCUCACUCUGCACCUCCAAUGCUCCUCCUCCAGCGAAGCUUCGCCCGCGCGUCGACUCUAGUCCCCCACUGCCGUCACGUCGUCAACGCCGCCCAUGUUGACGUCAUUCGCGGCACCGAGCCCAAGACGCCUGGCCCGUUCACCGUCAAGCAAGUAACGCCCGAGUGGAACACGGCAAUUGCUGCGCGAGACAUUGAGCCGAACGAAGUGAUUGGCACAGCCCGCGGAACCAUGUACGAUGCACCCACGAGGUUCACCAUUCAAAUGACCCACGACAAGCACGUCGAGAUCUUUGGCGGGUUGGAGUACGCCAACCACUCGUGCAACCCGAACGCGUCGUUUGUCAUGUCCGAGACCGACCCCGUGGUUCAAGUGGUGGCCAUCCAGCCCAUUGCCAAGGGGACCGACAUUACGUUUGACUACAACACGACGGAAUGGGACAUGGACGAGAAGUUUGACUGCCAGUGUGGGGACGCAGCCUGCCGUGGCCACGUCCACGGCGCCAAGCACUUGCAUGAUGCGGACGUGCUCAAAUUACUCCCACAUUUGUCAGCAAGCAACUUGCGCCAUCUUCUCAAGCGCAAGCUUGUGCAGGGCUAAAACUCGACACGAAUAGAAAUGUAUUUAACGUUGUCGCCGCACUAUGCAGCAUCCAGAAGUCCAAGAGCGUGCGCAACAAGGUACAAGUCGCUUGGAGACGCGCAGUCACAAGCUGCAUAAGCACCCGAACGGAAAGGAUAUGGUCACCAGCUAUUUCUAUACAUACCGGUGUACUAGUACUGACAUACCUGAACUUUGCACGCAAUGAAGAAUGCGCCUGUAUAUUCUAAUACAACGUGAAACCAAAAAUCCUGUUAAAUAUAAUGGAAAACAAGUCGCCUUGC